AUGGUCAUGAAGUUCCCUCUGAAGCGCUGGUCGCGGGGGUGCAAAGGUGUUUUGAAACUACAGGUGUUUUCGGCGUAAAUUUUUACCGUAGCGGCAAGCCUAUAAUCAGGAAAAAACUAUCCUUAUUUGACCUUGAAUAUAUCAUCAGGUGUGCUCCAAUGGGCGUGGAAUUGUGCGUACAGUCGAAUCAUACCCUGUAGAACGUCGUGUGGUUCGUACCCUGUUUGAUGGUGACGUUCGUGCGUU
Messenger RNA from Ectocarpus sp. CCAP 1310/34, 246 nucleotides. NCBI's taxonomy places the organism in Eukaryota, Phaeophyceae, Ectocarpales, Ectocarpaceae. The record is from the annotation of a GenBank genome assembly.